Molecule: messenger RNA, 2020 nt
Organism: Wyeomyia smithii (pitcher-plant mosquito)
Lineage: Eukaryota; Metazoa; Arthropoda; Insecta; Diptera; Culicidae
Product: E3 SUMO-protein ligase ZBED1-like
Exons: 6
Coding region: 487-2019 (510 amino acids)
Molecular function (GO): protein dimerization activity
Source: RefSeq, a predicted model, not a curated record
AUCUCUGAAGCUGCCACAGCCAGCAUAAAUGUACAAAUUUGGUGUCGUAUGUUUAUAUAAUUUUUCGCAAACAUCUUGAAAAUGGCUCCAAGAAGUGAUAUCUGGCGUUAUUUCAUCAAAAUUCCGCUUUCCGGUUCAGCAGAAGGUAAAGAGUGUAGUGCAAAAAUAAAAACCAGUGGCAAUACAGCGAAUCUUUGGAGACAUUUGGAGCGGCACCAUCGAAAGCAAGCCAAUAUUCUGAAAAAACAACCAGGUUAAGAAGUCAUCACUGUUUCUGAUAGCUCUGAGAAGGAUACACAAGGAUCAAACGCUGAUGAGACAACGGAUGCAUCACCUGCAACGGAUGAAGCUUCAUGUAGCAAGGGACAACCAUCAACGUCGAAACAGAGUUCUUUGGCGAUUUCGAUUCGCGACUCAUUCGCGAAUGUUUCAGCUUUUGGAACUAAAGGAUUCAAGACUAUUCAGUUGGAUGAAGCGUUGAUCUACAUGAUAGCAUCAGAUAAUCUCCCCCUUCGAACAGUUGAGAAAAAAGGAUUCUUGCGUUUUACGAAAACAGCAGCACCGUUAUACAAAGUACAUAGUCGUAAAACAGUCACCAAAAUGCUCGAUGAUAAAUACGAUUCUUUGAGCCAAAUGGUCAAGCUGGUUAUUGGAAAUUGUGACAAACACAGCAUGACAACGGAUGUGUGGACGGACACUGCUAACAACAAAAGCUUUAUGGGAAUGACUAUACAUUACUUGGACAAUGAUCAAAAGACUAUGAAAUCGUUCGCCCUAGUGGCACGACCUUUAGAAGGAUCUCAUACGAAAAACCAUCUAGUAGAAGAGCUAAACCGUACGUGCUCUGAAUGGAAUAUCGUUAUAAACAAGAUAAGCGUUCUUGUAACCGACGGUGGGGCAAACGUAGUCGCCGCUGCUCAUGAACUAGUAGGAAAGUCCCGUCAUAUGGUUUGUAUUGACCAUUCUCUCGCUAGAAUGGUGACAGUAGCCACUGAAAGAUCCAAACGGUUCGAAGAGUUGCUGACAAAAGUUCGUGCAAUUGUGACCUUUUUCAAGCGUUCAACAAAAGCAGCAGAUGACUUGCGAGCUUUACAGACUAAGACGGGAAAAACGGUGGGAGAACUUAAGAAACUGAAGAAGGAUGAACCUACCAGAUGGACCAGUUAUUUUCAAAUGCUGGACAGUUUUAUUCAGUUGGCUGAGGAGGUUGGCGUUGUUCUUCUGAGGUACGAUAAUGUUCCCAUGCUAUCAGGAUCAGAUCUGUCUGCUGCUAUAGAAAGUCGUAAUAUUUUUCAACCUAUCAUGCACGUGAUUACUGAACUGGAAUCUGAAAAAAAGUCAUUGGCGGGAAAAGUUAUCCCUUUAUUGAGCAUGAUGAAAACGGUACUGGAGUCAUUCAAUUCAAAAACUGAGUGUGUCAAACAGUUGAAAUCUGCGCUGUUAGACCAGUUCAACAGCCGAUUCCAGCAUAUUGAACUCGUCGACGGACUUGCAAUCGCGACGCUUUUAGAUCCUCGCUUUAAAGCGCUUCACUUGCAACCAAUAUCGCAUGCGAAUGCUGUAACGAUGGUCUCGGAAAAACUAAAAUAUUUUGAAAGAGAAGAACGAGGACGACGAUGUGCAAGCACAAAAAUCGUCGAUAAUGUAUCAAGUCAGCUCAAUAACGAUGACGAAAAUUUGUGGAAGAUACAUGAUCGCCUGGUAGUAGAACGCACAGCUUCAAUGGAGCACGAUGAACCGGGUAACAUAUCUAGUGAACUCAGAAACUUUCUGCACCAACAGGUUAUCCCAAGAAAUUCCGACCCGCUAGAAGCAUGGGACACUAUAAAAACAGAAUAUCCAAAUUUAUAUUUUAUCGCUUCGGACUAUCUGUCGAGGAUGGUCACUUCAGUUCCUUCUGAAAGGUUAUUUUCGCGUACCGGAAGAACAUGUCAAAACCGCUUCAGGCUAAAUGCGGAAAGGAUGGCUAGGUUGACUUUCCUUGGCACGCUAGAAGAAAUACAUUGGUUUUCGAAGUAAA